This is a messenger RNA of Ceratitis capitata (Mediterranean fruit fly), 983 nucleotides long. Its product is annotated as GILT-like protein 3. Gene Ontology annotation, molecular function: oxidoreductase activity, acting on a sulfur group of donors, disulfide as acceptor. The record is from RefSeq and is a predicted model, not a curated record. The transcript is spliced from 5 exons. Bases 214 to 912 code for a protein of 232 amino acids. NCBI's taxonomy places the organism in Eukaryota, Metazoa, Arthropoda, Insecta, Diptera, Tephritidae.
GGUGUUUGAAUUGCAGAUGUGACGCUUUCAUUUGUUCUCCUGAGAAUUAAAAAAUUUUUCAAAAUCGCCAGAUUUUAUUAAUCAUGUGCGGAGCUUUAAAUGUCAUGACUAGUCGGUGAUUUGUUGUAGAGCAGUAAAGUGAUCAUUGAAGCUGGCAAAACCGCUGGUCAACAAAAAAUAAAAAUAAAAAAAAUAAAGAGCCGUUAAGCAAUCAUGAGUUUAAAAGCAGCAAAGCGAAAAAUGUCAACUAAAAAUUAUAUGGCUGUAUUAUCGAUGUUUUACAUAUUAUCAGUGACAUUGCAUGCAACUAAAACAACGGCAUUUCAUGUUGAAUCUUCCCAAGAGGCAUCAUCAGCUGAACAAUUGAGGUUAGGCGUCUACUAUGAGACGCUUUGCCCAGAUAGCAGAUCAUUCAUGCGAAAUUCCCUUUACGAUGGAAUGAUAUUGAAUGAAUGGUUGAAAUAUACUGAAUUGGAACUGAUUCCAUAUGGAAAAGUGACGUCUUGGACAGAUCCAGAUACAAAUAUAACAACACUUUUCUGCCAACAUGGACGUACUGAAUGUGAAUUGAAUGCAUUGCACGCCUGCAUUGUCGAGCAUCAUGAUGUGCGAGAUCAAUUAAAGUUAAUCAGCUGUUUACUGUCCGGUCAUACUACAACAUUGGAUGAGUGUGCCAAGGAUUUAGUAUUGGAUGUGAGUGCGGUAAAGGAAUGUAAAGCUGCUCGCAGCAUACCAGACAUACUGAAGAAAUAUGGAGAAAAGACAGAUGCCUUGGAUAUAUCAUUUGUGCCAUCAGUAACCUUUGACGGGAAAUUCGAUCGGUGGCGCCAACGUUACUUCAUUUAUAAUUUCUCUGUGGUCUUCUGUCGCGAAUACAAGGCUAAAUUUAAUGUUACAUUACCGCAAUGUUAAUUUACAAAUGUAUGUGUGUGUAAAAGUGUUUUCCCAACUCAUUAAAAUUGUUUAAUAAAAGUCUUAGUGAA